AUGGGUAUUGGGGCGGCCUUGGAACCACUGGUGAUCGUUGUUGUACUUUUUGGAGGAACUUGGAUUAACAGAAACCCUUCUUCAUCACUAUUUCAGAAGUCUUUUCGACGAUCCAGUAGCUAUGUGCGAACACUCUCUCACGAUUCACUGGAGUCAGUAUGUUCCAGCCCAACGUCCAACAUUGAUCUCUUGAGCCCUCGACCUGAAUUUCGGUUAUCUUUCUCGCCAGAUGCCCAAUGGCACAAGCGGCAGUUGAAACUUUUUGGCUUGUCUUUCAGCGUAACAUCUCCCAACACUACCAUCUUUCAUGACCGACUGCUCAGUCGCAUUCUUCGAAAGGUUCCAUUUCUGGUCGAGUGUUGGUACUGGGCUUUGGUUUAUUGGAUAUACCAACUCGGCCGAGUAUUCACCGCAGUCACACUUAAGGGAGACACCGUUGAUGUGGCCCGGCGACAUGCCUUGCAGUUAAUAAAGCUGGAACAGCAGCUGGGGAUAUUUUUGGAGGUCCCAAUCCAAAAAUACUUUCUCCAGCAUUCCGACCUCAUGAAUUGCAUCGACUGGAUCUAUUCGUAUAUCCACAUACCUGGCACAGUAGCCUUCCUUGUCGGACUUUAUUAUUAUACCACCACACGUAAUCAUAUCAAUCAGUCAGGAAACUUGCGGAACAUGAGUGGAUCGACGACUGGCCCGCUUCUCUAUCAAGCUCGGCGACGGACCUUGGCAGUCUGUAACUUACUUGCAUUUGCUAUUUUUACUGUGUGGCCGUGCAUGCCACCACGGCUUCUCAGUGAUUCCACUCCAGAAGGACCGGAGUCUGAUCUUGGCCGCAGUUUUGGAUUUGUGGAUACGGUCCAUGGCGUCAACGGAGCAGGCAGCGUGUGGACUCAAAACCGCUUCUGCAACCAAUAUGCAGCAAUGCCAUCUUUGCACUUUGGAUACUCGUUAUUGAUCGGCCUCACUAUUAUGACCAUCCCUCUUCCAUCUCGUCAUAUUCGUGUUCUUCACACUCGAUUGCCACUGGGUAUUGUUUGUCACAUACCUUCCUGGUAUCGCCUGAUCUGCUUGGUGCUUGGUUUCCUCUACCAAUUCAUUAUUCUGGUAGCUAUUGUGACCACAGCUAACCACUUUAUUCUGGAUGCUGUUGUUGGAACCUUGGUCUGUGGUUUAGGUUGGUGGUCCAAUAAAAUACUGUUAAACCUGCUGCCAGUAGAGGAUUAUUUCCUCUGGCUGGUUCGCACUCAAAAGCCAGAUCCUUCAGUGGCUCGAAUGAUGCAUAUAUCCGGAGAUUAA
Penicillium taxi is the source of this 1290-nucleotide messenger RNA. Its product is annotated as phosphatase PAP2 family protein. Bases 1 to 1290 code for a protein of 429 amino acids. Gene Ontology annotation, biological process: sphingolipid biosynthetic process; inositol phosphoceramide metabolic process. Gene Ontology annotation, molecular function: inositol phosphoceramide synthase activity. NCBI's taxonomy places the organism in Eukaryota, Fungi, Ascomycota, Eurotiomycetes, Eurotiales, Aspergillaceae. The transcript has 3 exons. The record is from RefSeq and is a predicted model, not a curated record. Gene Ontology annotation, cellular component: inositol phosphoceramide synthase complex.